Messenger RNA from Eremomyces bilateralis CBS 781.70, 1716 nucleotides. RefSeq lists its product as uncharacterized. Gene Ontology annotation, molecular function: DNA-binding transcription factor activity, RNA polymerase II-specific; zinc ion binding. The transcript is spliced from 2 exons. The record is from RefSeq and is a predicted model, not a curated record. Lineage: Eukaryota; Fungi; Ascomycota; Dothideomycetes; Eremomycetales; Eremomycetaceae. The coding region runs from base 1 to 1716 and encodes 571 amino acids. Gene Ontology annotation, biological process: regulation of DNA-templated transcription.
AUGUCCGAGCCACCGUCUCCAGUCAGAUAUCCGGCCUCGAUUGCUGCAGACAUACCGUCCGACUCCCCCCGGGCCCGAGAACUGGAGCAGAGGAGGUGGCAGAGUUCCUUUCAGCUCCCACCGACGUCUGCCCCGCAAGUACCAGCUCAUGCCGCAGCUCUUCCGCAACCUCCCAGGACAUCUCUUCCGGGGCCCGCAACGGACCAAUUGAGACCUGCUACCGCAACUGCCACCGCUCAUCUGGCAACCGCUCAUCUGGCUCCUGCACCAUUUGGGGCGUACGGGCCAACUGCGGCUCCGGCGCAAAUGUCGACGAUCCAGGCCACCGGGCAAUUCCAGGGGCCACUCAUCCGGCCCGGGCGAGCAAGGAAAAUGCCCAGUAUGAAGAAGGCCAACGUCGCAGCUGCAUGCGUCAACUGCCGGCGGGCUCAUUUAAGUUGUGAUGUUAAUCGACCAUGUGGGCGGUGCGUGACGUCAGGGAAACAGGAUACCUGCGUGGAUGUCGAACACAAGAAACGCGGCAGACCGCGGUUACGUGACCGAGAGCCUGGUGAAGCUGUACCGGAAGUCGGUAUUCCCCAGCUGCAACCUCUCUCCGCAGGGGCAGCGGCAGAGCAACUUCCCACUCCAUCGGGGCGAAGAUCAAGAUUGCGAUCACGGCCUCAGAGUAUCAGCUCACUAGCCGAAAUCACACAAGGCGCGAUACAUCAGCUUGGAGGCUAUUUGCGGUCGCACAUAGGCCCGGCACCAGCAGUGCAAACGCCCCCACAAGCGCCUCGAGGCCUCGAGGCCGACGCCAGCAAUCCCGUAGCAUUCCUCGACCUGAAUCUGCAGAUCCUGAAAACAAACCAGGCGUUUCGGGACUGCACAUAUGGCCCAGGGGAUCCGCGGGGGCGCGAGCUGGCCUACUUGGUCCAAAGCCAGUGUAUUCCGCAAUUGCAGCGCCUCCAGAGCGACCUGCGUGUGGAACGGGCGGAGCGCGAUCCCACUCACCUGCCGCCGAUCGGGUCGAGCGACGGAGAGAGAGCGGUUUCCGAUGUUGAGGAGGGGGAUAUUGCGCGGAUUACGCAAGGGUUCACGGAGCGGAGGGACAUUUGGAGGUUUAUCCUAUCAGGUGAGAACGCGGCUGCCUUGCCGGUACAGAUAUCGCUGGCACGGACAACGACCUUCUUCGUAGUGCUCGUGUUGCCACGUAUGCCUCCGCCGAGAGGAAGGCCCUUCGAGACCCCCUCACAUAUGUCUCAGCAGGGCUUCGCGCCUAGACAAACUGUUAGCGGUGAACCAAGUGGCCCUGCAUUCUCCAGCCCUCACUCUCCCUUUACGUCGAUCCACGCCACUGCGACAACACUACCUCCUACGCCGGGAACGAUUCCUUUCAGCCCAUCAGCAACAACCCGACCCGAGCAACAUGGCCAAGAAAGCCGCCCGACCUCUCGCCGAGCUGAGCAACUUCCACCUCCGAAUCCAUUCCAUCAAGUUUCCUUACCACCACCGCCACAAGCCGCCACCUCCUCCCGAAGUCCAGUCCAUGACCUCCUCAAUUCGUUCGACCACCAGCAACGAUCAGCCGCCGAGAGUUCGAGCGUCACAGCGCAACAACCCAGCCCGGAGACAAGCCGUCGAAGAGAACGAGAGCCAUCGGCCACGGGGUCGCAACCGGACCAUGACGACGGGCGCAAACGGCGGCGACUGAACAUCGACGAAGUAUUGGAUUGA